AUGUUGGAUGGGGCGGUGAGGCUGCCUAAGCAGCUGUUUGGCGAAGAGAGUAUAGUUGGAGGAGCAGCGGAGGGUGAUACUAAACCUCCUGUCAUUGAGGAGGAUAAGGAGUUCUUGGAGAAGAAAGAGAAGUUGCAGGACCUUGAACAGCAGAUAAGCAAUGUGCCUCAGCAGGCUGAAUCUCUUGUCAAAAAUCAUCAUGACAUGGGGGAGACAAUGGGUCAAUUGGGACUGGCUUUUGUGAAGUUAACCAAGUUUGAAUCGGAGGAAGCUAUUUAUGACUCUCAAAAAGCAUGUGCUGCAGACAUGAAAAAUGUGGCAACUGCUGCUGUCAAAGCAAGCAGAUUGUAUCGGGAAUUAAAUGCUCAAAACUGUCAAACAUUUGGAAAAGCUUCAUGA
Messenger RNA from Fraxinus pennsylvanica, 399 nucleotides. The record is from the annotation of a GenBank genome assembly. NCBI's taxonomy places the organism in Eukaryota, Viridiplantae, Streptophyta, Magnoliopsida, Lamiales, Oleaceae.